Molecule: messenger RNA, 960 nt
Organism: Fraxinus pennsylvanica
Lineage: Eukaryota; Viridiplantae; Streptophyta; Magnoliopsida; Lamiales; Oleaceae
Source: the annotation of a GenBank genome assembly
AUGAAACCGGAAACGCUGACGCUAGUGCUCGUAAAUAUAGCGGGGAUAAUGGAAAGAGCAGAUGAAUCAUUGUUACCCGGAGUAUACAAAGAGGUUGGAGAAGCGCUUCACACCAACCCGGCUGGGCUCGGGUCAUUGACCCUGUUCAGGUCAAUAGACCAGUGUAUUUGUUACCCUCUGGCCACUUACUUGGCCGUUCGGCACAACCGGGCGCACGUAAUUGCCUAUGGGGCUUUCCUUUGGGCCGCAGCCACCUUCGUUGUUGCCUUUUCCUCCACCUUCUUCCAGGUGGCCUUAUCAAGAGCUUUGAAUGGGAAUGGCCUCGCGAUUGUUACACCUGCCAUCCAGUCCCUUGUGGCUGACUCAACUGAUAACAGCAGCCGAGUUCGCAUCUUUGCUAACGACCCACACUUUCCAGAAGGUGGUGUAAGAACUAGCAAUGAAGUUCAUCACAGAUCCUUGUUAGAAGAAGUUAAGGUUCUUGUCCAUGAAGCAAAAUCAGUAAUAAAUAUUCAAUCCUUUCAAAUUAUUGUAGCUCAAGAUGUCACCGUUGCUAACUCUCUUGGGGGUUUGUUCCUAUCCAAACGCCUCCCAAAUUCUGGCCGGAUAAUUUUAUCCCAGAUAAGCUCGGCAUCUGCUAUUCCUCUCACAGCGAUUCUUUUCCUGUCCUUGCCAACUGAUCCAUCUACAAUGUUCUUGCAUGGUUUCAUCCUGUUAAUUGCAGCCAGUCCAAUUUUUGCAGAGAUACUCCCAGAGAAAUCACGAACAAGUAUAUAUGCUUUGGACCGAUCAUUUGAGUCCGUGUUGUCAUCAUUUGCUUCCCCAAUUGUUGGACUACUGGCUCAAGUUGCCAUUGACAUGCACUAUGAUAAUGAUGGACUUGAUUUGUAUGAUGACGAUGAUGAGAAGACGUUGGUAAGCCAGCGGCUAAAGUUUUCCAAUGGGGGAAAAACGGAAUAG